AUGGAUUCCCCUAGUUCCUCGUCCAUCUCAAAUUAUUACUAUAGAGAGUUUUUAGCGGAUGACGGUGAGUCCACCGAUGAGGAGGUCGAGCAAGAGGCGGUUACGAGUGCUUGUCAACUAGCGGUGCGAUAUAUGGCGCAUUGUAGCCUUCCCAAACGUGAAAUUAAAACAAGGGAUUAUAUUGAACUAGACCGACGUGUGGCAAACGAUCGGUUGAUGAAAGAUUAUUUUGUUGAAGCGCCAACAUAUCUGAACCCAGAAGUUUUUAGGCGUCGUUUCCGGAUGAGUAAGCAUUUGUUUCUAUGCAUCGUUGAGGACCUUGAAAGCAACUUUGAUUAUUUUACACAAAAAGCGGAUGCGAAAGGGCAACUUGGAUUCACCGAUAUUCAAAAGUGUACGUCGGCGCUACGAGUCCUUGCUUAUGGAAACACGAGCGACAUCAACGACAAGUAUUUAAAAAUGGCUGAGAAAACAGCGCGAGACACCUUGAAGCAUUUUUGUUCACUACGGCUAUCAACCUGCAACAUGUAUUAA
Messenger RNA from Helianthus annuus (common sunflower), 534 nucleotides. RefSeq lists its product as uncharacterized. The record is from RefSeq and is a predicted model, not a curated record. Bases 1 to 534 code for a protein of 177 amino acids. Lineage: Eukaryota; Viridiplantae; Streptophyta; Magnoliopsida; Asterales; Asteraceae. The transcript has a single exon.